Mercenaria mercenaria is the source of this 5164-nucleotide messenger RNA. RefSeq names its product carbohydrate sulfotransferase 15-like. The record is from RefSeq and is a predicted model, not a curated record. Gene Ontology annotation, biological process: hexose biosynthetic process. Lineage: Eukaryota; Metazoa; Mollusca; Bivalvia; Venerida; Veneridae. Gene Ontology annotation, molecular function: N-acetylgalactosamine 4-sulfate 6-O-sulfotransferase activity. The transcript is spliced from 8 exons. The coding region runs from base 3226 to 4383 and encodes 385 amino acids.
AAUUAAAACGGAGCGGUCAAAAUUCUUUAUUUUCAAAUAUAUGUGUUGUUUCCUGAGAAGAAAAAAAGGAGGAACCUUCCGACACAUGCUUUGCAAAUUUACAUUUUACAAUUUGUAUGAAAUGAAAUGAAAGUGCGAAACUAUACGUCAGCUUUUCAGUUUUGUAACGUCAUGCCUUAUUGCUGUUCAACUAAUCCUCUGUUUACAAGAUACGAAAUGUGGUGAAACUGCUUUCCAGUUGAACGGUGGCAAAAACACCUAUCUCGUUCUUUUUUGUUAUGAUAUAUAACUUUGUUUAGAUAUUUUGAUUUUCAUUAUAUCCUAAUAGUGUAUUAUAUUUCAAUCACUUUUUAAACCUAUAUCGAAUAUUUUCAAUGAAUAACAUCAGUGUGUUUUAUUUUCUAGACAUGUUCUAUAUGGAAUCUUAAGCAGAAAAUGAAUGAAUAGACUAAUGCCAAGUACGAUGAAAACAAGUACUUCAGUCUGUGUAUUUGAAACUGCUCCUUGAAUAAGGCUCAUGUUGGUGCCACUGAGUACAUGAAGCUUGAAAUGUCAGCGUGAAUACACAAUGCAGUACUGUAUUGAGAGAAAACUUGCUUCCAAACGACAUAACAAAAAAAAAACUCUGGCACAUUUUGCUUCAAAACAUUCAGGAAAUAUAAUAAAAAGGUACAGUCGACGCAAACUACAUUUUAGGAUGGUAAGAUGGAAGAAGAGUGGUAGAACUGGGCCUGCUUGCGAGAAGUUACGAGGCAUGCGUUCAUUGUUCAGACGCGCUGUUUCUGUCAGAUGUUCUCAAGAAAACGCACUUUCGACCUAGUUUAUUGUUGUACAUUCAAAAAGUCUCGAAUAUAAAAUUUUGGCGGGAAAUUGAGGUCAUUCUUAUUUCAUGAAGGUAUGUCCUCAAUUCCAUUUCAAGCCUAAGUAUGAUAUUCCAAAGCUGAAUAUAAUAUUAAAAAGGACAAUAAUUUCAUCUCAUGCAUUUCUGUUGGUGUUUCAAAAAUUUUAGAAGACGGAUAAAACUAAAGAAUAGAUAAAACAGUCAUUUACUUUGAAAUGUUUCGUUAUUUACAUGACCGCCAGAAUGCUGAAAACAAAGUAUUUAACUAGUAUUUAGUGUAAAAGCGCAUUUUGACGCAGAUGCGAUUAAAUUUGGAUAUUUCCGGACUACGAAGACUGUGUCUCACUGCAGACCUUUGUAAAUUACAGACUCCAGUAUACAGCAAUUUGACUGAAAAGUAUCUUUAAUGUAUAUAUUUUGUGACCAUGGUAAUACUUACCAGUAUAUUACACAUAUUAUACUCUAAAUGCAUGCUGUCAUGCAACAAUUUGCGUAUUUUGCCGUGCGCUCCGAUUGAGGACUUGCGCAGAAGACCGCUCCAGCUCUGGUUGACUGCAAUGAGCAACAUCGCUUAAAGAAUUUCCGUGACACUGAGCUUAAAGUGAACAGAUGUUGCGAUAUGCAAGCAUCAAAUGGGGAUUUUAUAUUCACUUAUUUAAAUUAGCCUUGUCAGAUUUUUCUGUUGAUUCUUUUUCACAAUUUUACAUAUCACGGUUCACAAAUGAACCAUAAAUUGAAGUAAACAAGCAACCAUCGACUGGAUACAUUCCUUAAACAGUUACUGAGAUCAUGGCAUUGGAGAUGUACGUCUUACAAAUAUACAUUGAACUGAUUAAACUGAAGUAUACAGGCAUUUACUUAGCUCUAGAACUUUCCAAAAUGGAUAAAACAAUUUACCAGAUGCAUAUUGGUUGCACACAAUACUUAUUACGACGCCAGUAUUUAGAAAUCCUUGUGAAUGUACAAUUUGAUCUUAUAGAUAGUCUAAAACAAUUUAUGACAACCCUGAAACUUUAAUACUCUGACAGAAAAGGCAAGGGUGCCUAAAGUAAGUCAUCAUUAAUAAAUAAUAUUUUACAUGAUAAUAUAGUCAAAAUUAGUCAAAAAAAAAAUCCGUUUAUCUGAUAUUGAAGUAUAUUUCAAGAUAAUAUACUGAAAUUAUCAAUUCCUUAUUAAUGUUGAUAAUGUUAAUCUGUUUAAAUAAAAUGAAAUUCAUUUUGUGUACUUUCAUUGUCCUGUAUAUACAAACAUGUACCUAUAAAGGAAAGAAUGAACAAAUCGUUUGUGUGACGAAGGUCAUAUCAACGUCGCUUAUCAACUUUUCCCCGUCCCUACUACGGAUAUCUUUUUAUCUCAGCAUUUUCCAAAUGGCAUAAUUGACGAAACGCAAUUUGUAAACAAUAAAACUGAAUUAAGCUAUUCCUGAGUUUGAAAAAUUGUCAUUACAUUAAUUCUACCUAAUAAUGACAGAGUAAUGGCAAUUUCCCUUAAAAAACACAUGUCUCGCUUGGAGGGUGGGGGCGCUCCUUAAAAAAAUGUGGACUCGGAACGUUUUCAUUUUUUCUCCGAAUGAAAGACAGGAGGUGUUAGAACAUACAGACCGUAUAUUAGUCUUAUAUCUCAUAGUUUCGUAGGAAACCCACGAACCGACUUAAAUGUAUGCUUUCCAUUUUUAAGGUUGUUUGCAGCUUAUCAACUGCAAUUAUAUAGAACUAUAAGUGUAUACCGAUUGUGUAGGAGCAGUUUCAAUGUAAGGGAGCUGUGUAAGAGGGGAGCAUGGAAGUAGUGUAGAAUAUAACAUAAUGUAGCUGGCUUGAUAACCAGAAUGUAACAUAAUUGAGUCUAGAUUACCACUACUAAAAAUAAUGUUCAAUGAUAAUUAUGUGAUAUGUUGUUGAUUCUCAUUAUGUGUAAAUGUGAUAGUAUUCUCUGUGAUAUUUGAUAGAACAAUAUAGAUGAUCUCAACCGGUCUCAUUGCUUCAGGAGUGAUAGUUAUAUAUCAUUAUUAUGUUACUAAUGAAUCUUGGAAAUCUGAGAAAGCAUAUGGCUAACAGAAUAAUGGAAAUAAUAUAUUUAAAAACUUGUAACAAGAGACAUUUUUCAGUGAUUUGGAGCCCAAAGUUUUAAUGACUUAUAGCCAGUACUAUUUGUUUCAAAUAAGAGGUCAGUUUUUCUUUUAUAAAACUCGCGGGUCCAUCCAUAAACAUAAUAUGGCCAGCGCCUUAGCAACCAUAACUGUGUCAGAGCUAAAUUGUCUCAGAAAUAUCUUAAAACUUGAUAUAGUUUAACAAUUAAUUAUUCAGCAAUUUUACAUAGGAAUGUUUAUUAUAUAGCGAAAUUGCUUUAUAGCUUCUUUGCAUUUUGUUUAUCUUGACAUACAGAAAAUGGACAAGAAAACUAAACACUUUCUCACAGUUGUUCUGCUUACAGUUGUCUGCUUAGUAUGUCAACGAUUAUGGAUCCUAAUUAAAGUUGAAGAACAGACAUAUAUUUUACCAUCAAGCAAUACAGAAAGCAUACAUAAGCGAAAUUAUACACAUGAGAUACAUUUUCACAGGAAGGACACCUCUCCUGAGAAAACGGGGGCAUUACAGUUUCUUAAGAAUUUUAAAAAUCCUUGUUGGAAAGAAGCGACUGGUCACGGAAAAAGCAUGCGCAUCCAAUGUUUACCUUAUUUUUACAUAGUUGGCUCUCCAAGAUGUGGGACAACUGACUUAAAUAGUAGACUCAUCAUGCAUCCUUCUAUUUCAAAAAGAGUUUCUAAGGAAAACCACUGGAUAGCAAGGAAAAGAUUUUACAGAAAAGGAAAAAGUAACACGCUAUCACAAUAUUUGCGGCUGUUUGAUCGAGCAGUACAGACAGACAUAACAACAAAACAACGGAAUGGUUAUUACUACUCAAUAUUUGGUGACAGCAGUUGCUCAAAUUUAUGGGACAACGUUGUCUUAUUAAGAGAAUGGAAAAAAACAGGAAUGACAGAGAAGCCUUACUACACAAACGCAAACGUUAUAUACAAUUUAACACAUACUGCUAAAAUAAUAAUGCUCCUCCGAAAUCCUGUAACAAGACUUUACUCGGAUUAUCUAGCAUUUACAAGACGACGAGUAAAUGCUGCAGACUUUCACGAGAAAGUGGUAUUUUCUGUAGAUCACUACAAAUACUGUUUAAAGAAACAUGAUGAACGUUAUUGUGCGUAUUAUUACCCAAACACGGGAGUGAGACUAACGAUUGGCUUAUAUAUCAUUUACAUAGAAGAUUAUUUGAGAGUUUUCCCCAGAAAUCAGAUAAAAAUUUUAAAGACUGAAAAUUAUUCGGAGAAUAUAUCGAGUUCCCUGAAAGAUGUUUUCAAUUUUCUAGAAAUCGGUAUACCCACGGAAAGUAUUAUGAAUUCGAUAACUGGCAAAGGAAAGAUAAAUGGAAACAGAAGACGUCAAAUAGAAUCUGGGAAAAUGUUACCAAAGACACAUACUCUUCUAUCAAAUUUUUAUCAGCCAUACAACGAGAAAUUGGUUAAGCUAUUGGGCGAUCGAUUUAUUUUUUGAUAUUUGCAUAAACCUUUUUAAUUAGUCACAAACGAGGGAUAUUUCGUCAUGAAAAGUGUGUAAGGAAUUAAAUAAAUAGAAGAACUUUUGUGCGCCAAAAGAGUAAUAGGUUAAGAGUAAAGUUAGGUGAACAAUAGACCGGUUAAAAAAAAAUACAACUCCAAGUGGUGCUUUUGCUACUGACCGUUCCAAGUACUUUUUUAUUAGUUGUUUUUUCCUCAUGCUUUUGCUAUACGUGUGUAUAUGAACUUGGUGUGAGUUCAGGUUAAGGAAGCCGCGUUUUAGUAACGUAGCUACACAAUGUAACACUUUUAAGUAUCUUUUACUGUUUUUUACAUAAAUAAUUUCAUACCAUUGGAUGGGAUUAUACAUUACAACACAGGUCAUAAAAAGUGGUGUAAAAGAGUGACACAAGAAUCCAAAGAUAAAUUUUGUGUUAAAAAUGAUACAUAUCAGGACGACUUCAUUGAUGUAAAUUUCAAUAGUGCAUCCAAUCAUAUUUCAUGAAAAUGACAUUUUUAAAAUAAAUUGGUGAAGUGGACCCUUUUUAUCCGGAGAAGAUGAUAAUAUUUCAAGAUUUGUGUAAAAUGGCUUGUAUGUAUACAAUAACGUACUCGUCAUAGCAGUUUUCUGAUGUUUAGUUUUAUUUCGGCAGGAUUUUGUUUCCGGACUGUGUGUUGAUAGCUACAUAUAUAUCUAGAAUUUAUAGUGCUUACUUGAAGUUUGUAGUUAAGUUCCAGUGCCAAUAUUAUAAGGAUUGCAAUAAAUUUAUAUUUGUAAA